Molecule: messenger RNA, 1408 nt
Organism: Physeter macrocephalus (sperm whale)
Lineage: Eukaryota; Metazoa; Chordata; Mammalia; Artiodactyla; Physeteridae
Exons: 6
Coding region: 1-924 (307 amino acids)
Source: RefSeq, a predicted model, not a curated record
AUGGUGUCCAUCCUGGGGCAGGAGCAAGUGUACCAAUUCCUCCAGAAGCCGAUUUCACUUGCCGGGGCCGAAGGGGUUAUUCCCACUGAGAAGCCCGCAUCCCGGGUUCCUAGAGAGGCCGCGCUGGGGGCGGGAGGAAAAUGCGCUUCCGGCAGCGUCGGGACUCGGGAAUCGGGCGGGCUGGCUGCGGGCUGCGGCGCUCGGACCCCGCCUCGGCCUGGGCCUCCCCGCGGGGAGGAUGAGCUGGGGCCGGGAGGAGGGGCAGGGCUCCAGAAAAGGGGGACUGAGCUGGGGAGGGGAGGGCCGGCCCGCGUAGACCAGGGGCCCCCCGGGGUGCGGGGAGUGGGGGGUGGUGCGCCUGAACUUGGCCGCCCCGGAGGCUUGUGGUCUCUCCGCCGCAGGCUGGUCCGGGGAGGCGCGGGGUGGGCGGCCGUUUCUCCUGGAAGGGCCAGCAGCCCGGUCGCCCGCCGGGGCCCUCGCCGGCCCCUCCCCGAGACCUCGAACGUUCCAGAGCCCGGGGAACCCUCACACCCAGUUAGAUUGCCUCACAGCCUCUCAGAUGAACCGGAGGACCACAUCUUUGCAGUAUCUUCUCCAGUAACCAUGGUGACACUGCCUCCUCAACACAGCUACCUUCUGUGGGUACAGUACGACUGGCCCAGCAGUGGAGUGGGCAAGAACUCGGUGACGGCCAUUGGAACAGCUCAAAGGGCUCAUUCGCCCCGGGCCUUCUCCAGAGGGAGAUGUAACUGUGGAAGAAUGGUCAGAGAGAUGCAACACUGCUGCUCUGAAGAAGGGGGAAGGAGACCACGAGCCAAGGACUAUGGAGUCCCUCCGGAAGCAGGAAAAGGCGAGGAAACGGAUCCUCCUCUAGAGCCUUGGAAGGAACACAGCGCUCCCUACCCCUUGAUUUUAGCCCAGUGAGACCCAUAUUGGACUUCUGACCUCCAACACUGUAAGAUAAUAAAGCUAUGUUAUUUUAAGCCACCAAAUGUGUGGUAAUUUGCUACAACAAUAGAAUACUGAUGCAACAACAAAAAAGCUUUAAGAUGUAUGCCUUCCUGUUGUGACCUCUACUUCAUCUUCCUUUUCUUUUCAGCUUCACUCUUUUUAAAAUUUUAUCUUAUAUAUAUUUUUGGCCGCAUUGCGUGCCUUGCAUGGAUCUUAGUUCCUGGACCAGAGAUUGAACCCAGGCCCUCGGCACUGAAAGUGCAGAGUCCUAACUACUGGACUGCCAGGGAAUUCCCCCAGCUUCACUCUUAAGCUAAACUUCCUCCUUGCCCACAGCUUUGUGAGUCAGCAGUCAUGGGGAGAGAACGAAUGGAAAGAACACUGAGCUUCAAGACAAGGAACCAAAGUUGUAGUUCUAGCUUUGCACUAACUUGCUGUGUGACUCUGAGCCAAUUGC